Messenger RNA from Cucurbitaria berberidis CBS 394.84, 715 nucleotides. RefSeq lists its product as uncharacterized. Gene Ontology annotation, biological process: vacuole fusion, non-autophagic. The coding region runs from base 222 to 521 and encodes 99 amino acids. The record is from RefSeq and is a predicted model, not a curated record. Lineage: Eukaryota; Fungi; Ascomycota; Dothideomycetes; Pleosporales; Cucurbitariaceae. The transcript is spliced from 2 exons. Gene Ontology annotation, molecular function: endopeptidase inhibitor activity.
ACAACACCACCACACCACCACCUUCCUCCUUCCUCUUAGGCACCUACAUUCUACACUCUCUGAUUUGCGCAAACACCCGAAUACGCAGAGAACUAUAGUACUACGCUAGCACGAUAAGACAGCUCGUUGCCUGCUCCCUACGCAUUUCCGCGACAUCCCAGCUACGCUCGCCGCACGCCCAUCUAUCUUCAUAACGACGCCAGGUCGCCACGCUCCUAAAUAUGCGCUUCGCACUCCUCUCCUUCUUCAUCGCGCUCUUUGCUGCCUUCGCCAUGGCGGUUGCUCCCCAUCGUUCCGUCAUAAUCAGUUGGCCGAACGAGACGCCGGAUCACAUUGUUGAGGAGGCCAAGGAGGCCAUUCGCAAGGCCCAGGGCGUCAUUACCCACGAGUACAAUAUCAUCAAGGGAUUCGCUGCGCAAGCCCCGGCUUCUGCCCUCGAAUUCGUGUCGACGAUGAGCGAUUCAUACAAGUGUGAGAUUGAGGAGGAUGGAGUUGUCACUACGCAAAACGAUGCCGAGUAGACAGGCUGUCGCUGAACGAAGGACUGGGUUGGACAUACUUUGGCUUUGGCCUUGGCAACAUGGACAUGAAUUACGUAUAGAUAUGGGAACUUCCUCAGGCUGGAGUUAUAGGUGCAAACAUGGAAUACCGGAAAAUGCGGGAUAGGUACUGCUAUGAAGUCGCCGUAAAUUGAAUCAAGCACUUGAUAGACUCA